Mugil cephalus (flathead mullet) is the source of this 2531-nucleotide messenger RNA. RefSeq names its product aspartate aminotransferase, cytoplasmic-like. Gene Ontology annotation, cellular component: cytosol. Bases 156 to 1388 code for a protein of 410 amino acids. Gene Ontology annotation, biological process: L-aspartate biosynthetic process. Gene Ontology annotation, molecular function: pyridoxal phosphate binding; L-aspartate:2-oxoglutarate transaminase activity. The transcript is spliced from 9 exons. NCBI's taxonomy places the organism in Eukaryota, Metazoa, Chordata, Actinopteri, Mugiliformes, Mugilidae. The record is from RefSeq and is a predicted model, not a curated record.
UCCGUCUCAGCGCCGCUCCGUCCGUCCUGAAUCCAGCGGGGCUGAAGGUGAACCCGGCCUCUCUCUGUCUCUACCUGCCGCUGGAAGCACUCGCUUCUACUCCUCGCACCGCACCGGAUCAUCCGCUCUCUGUCCCCCUCCGUCAACGUCGAGCCAUGUCCCUGUUCAGCGACGUCCCGCAGGCACCGCCCGUCGCCGUCUUCAAGCUUACCGCCGACUUCCGAGAGGACAGCCACCCGAAGAAAGUCAACCUCGGAGUUGGAGCUUACCGUACCGACGACUGCCUGCCCUGGGUGCUGCCGGUGGUGAAGAAGGUGGAGCAGCUGAUCGUGCAGGACGAGAGCCUGAACCACGAGUACCUGCCCAUCCUCGGCCUGCCCGAGUUCCGCUCUGCCGCCUCCAAGGUCGCCCUGGGAGACGACAGCCCCGCCAUCGCAGAGAAGAGGGUGGGCGGAGUCCAGGCUCUGGGCGGGACGGGCGCUUUGAGGAUCGGAGCCGAGUUCCUUCGCCGGUGGUACAACGGCACCAACAACAGAUCCACCCCCGUCUACGUCUCAGCCCCCACCUGGGAGAACCACAACGCUGUGUUUGCCGACGCUGGCUUCACAGACAUCCGGCCCUACCACUACUGGGAUGCUGCUAAGAGGGGCCUGGACCUCACUGGGCUCCUGGACGACCUGGAGAAAGCCCCAGAGUUCUCCAUCUUCGUCCUCCACGCCUGCGCACACAACCCCACCGGCACCGACCCCACGCAGGAGGAGUGGAAGAAGAUCGCGGAGAUCAUGAAGAGGAGGAAGCUGUUUGCGUUCUUUGACUCCGCCUACCAGGGCUUCGCCUCCGGCAGCCUGGAGAAAGACGCCUGGGCCAUUCGCUUCUUCGUCUCCGAGGGCUUCGAGCUGUUCGUCGCUCAGUCCUUCUCCAAGAACUUCGGCCUGUACAAUGAGAGAGUGGGGAACCUGACGGUGGUGGCGCAGGACAGCGAGAACCUGAGCCGCACCUUGUCCCAGAUGGAGAAGAUCGUCAGGACCACUUGGUCCAACCCGCCGUCUCAGGGAGCGCGCAUCGUCAGCAAGACGCUCAACUGCCCCGAGCUGUUCGCAGAAUGGAAGGCUAACGUGAAGACCAUGGCCGACCGCGUCCUGUUGAUGAGGGAUCAGCUGAAGGCCAAGCUCCAGGCUCUGGGGACCCCCGGGACCUGGGACCACAUCACCCAGCAGAUCGGGAUGUUCAGCUUCACCGGCCUGAACCCUAAACAGGUGGAGUUCAUGAUCAAAGAGAAGCACGUGUACCUGAUGGCCAGCGGUCGCAUCAACAUGUGCGGCCUGACCACCAAGAACAUCGACUACGUGGCUCAGUCCAUCCACGACACCGUCACCACGGUCCAGUAGAGGGCGCCGCUCGUCUCCUGCCUCCUGUUCGCCACAGGAAGAACCGUCAUGUCUGCGCUUCCCUCCCCCCCUCCACCACCCCUCCCCUCCACCCACUCCCAAAUGUGGCCCAUACUUGCUUAUCUGCUCCUCUGAUUGGUUAAACCGCAGCAGGGAUCUUGCACUUGAACCAGUGGGAUACGGUCGUAGUUCUCUCCUCACACAAAGGUAAAAUAAGUAAAAUAAUGAGUUAAUAAAACCUUGGGAGGUGCAAUGCUGCUUGUGGGAGAGACUAGAACGCACACAGCGACGUGUCGCUGCAAGCACAGCUCAAUAAAACGAAUAUAUAUAUAUAUAUAUAUAGAGGUUAACAUGUCUUUUAUGCUGGUCCCAUCAUUUCUGAACUGUUUCUCUGUGUGAAAUCCAAAAUCACAAGUGUAUGUACGUAUGAAAUAGCUGUUUAAAUUCUGAAAUCCUCGCCUCUGAAUAUAGAGCAGCUUAUAUUUUGAUGGUGUCUCGCCGAGUAACGCUCCACCCUCACUACUGUACCUUAUCCACGCACAUGAAACACUCAGCCCAAGCUCGAAUUAAAAUUCACUGACACUCCAGUAGCUGUCAGGAAACAAAAGAAGAAGUUAGACGUUCACCACGUGUGACUGAGCCUCGGGUUCAAACCCGGAGAUAAACGCGGUCAGACGUUUAGUUUAUUAGACGUCCCACGGCUCAACGGAGUCACGUGUUCCCGCCGUGAAAACACUGUUUAACGUGUCCCGUUGGAAGGAGGAGGUUUAAACGUUUUCGUCCGUGACCGGGUUGAAAGGUCCCUUCAGGCCUCACGUCGUCAUGUGUCAAACCUCGAUCUUUGUGCGAGUUCAGCCACUAAGUUAACAAACCCACUUCGUGUGCCAUCCGUGAACAAAUGUCACUUCUCUCCUCUCACGUUUGUGUUUUGUUUUCGUGUUUUUAUGUUUUUAUGUUUUGUUGUUUCCAUCCCUGCAGUGUCCUUAUCAUGUUACAGGAAGCCUGUGUAAAAGUGGAGCCGUUCUGAUCAGAACCUCUGAGCCACGCAGCCACAGUCCCAUUGUGUGGUGUUGUUUGUGAUUGCACACAACAGUGUACUGUAUGUGUUCAUACUGAAAUAAAUUAUAAACCACACGUACGAAA